Molecule: messenger RNA, 450 nt
Organism: Parnassius mnemosyne (clouded apollo)
Lineage: Eukaryota; Metazoa; Arthropoda; Insecta; Lepidoptera; Papilionidae
Source: the annotation of a GenBank genome assembly
AUGGUCCUCCGAACGAUAAAUGUAUCGUUUAUCAAUAUUUUAGUGGACGUAAAGUUCUACGUUAUUAAGUGUGUAUUAGACCCCUAUUACACUACACCGAAUCAGGGCUUUGAAUUAAGGGUGGGAUUCGGGACGUCAGAUUUUACGCCUUUACUCGUCGCAACAACCUCACGUACUACAUCGACACCUGGUACCAGUACGCAGUCUAUGGAGAAUGAAAUAGCGGAGCUGAAAGCAGCUGUUAAGAACCUUACCAUGCAAUUGAGCAGACGUUCCAGACCAUGUGACCGUUCUAGCAUCCGCAAUCGCAGACGUUCAACUUCCCGAUCUGACUCCAGCUACAGAAGAUACCCAACCUGUUGGUAUCACUCGAAAUAUGGAGAUAAGGCCAACCGGUGCAUCAAACCCUGCGAUUUUGGAAAAUCGGGAAACGCUCGAAGCAGUCGGUGA